Messenger RNA from Striga hermonthica, 373 nucleotides. NCBI's taxonomy places the organism in Eukaryota, Viridiplantae, Streptophyta, Magnoliopsida, Lamiales, Orobanchaceae. The record is from the annotation of a GenBank genome assembly.
GGAGUUUGUUGUUGAAGAAGGAUCUCCCCUUUCCUUAUCAAUGACUCAUGAAAGCUAUGCUAAUAUGUACGGUCCAACCACUGGUGAUAAAAUUCGGCUGGGGGACACUGAUUUACUUGCAGAAAUUGAAAGAGAUUAUGCUGUGUAUGGGGACGAGUGCGUAUUUGGUGGUGGAAAAGUUCUGAGGGACGGAAUGGGGCAGGGUUCUGGAUUUCACUCACUUGAUUGUUUGGACACUGUAAUUACAAAUGCUGUGAUAAUUGAUUAUACAGGAAUUUAUAAAGCUGAUAUAGGCAUAAAGCAUGGUAAUAUUUUUUCGAUUGGGAAAGCAGGAAACCCCGAUGUCAUGGAUGCACUCGACAUGAUUAUAGGA